UUUGGUCUUAGUCUUUCUAACUAAAGAAUAUCGUGAAUAAUUCACAUGGUAAGCAUGAAUUGUCGUUGGCUAUGAGCGAGUGAGAAAAAAUGUUGCAACUCCCGCAGCGAGGAAGUGCCGAUUCCAACGAAAUAGAAUAUACAUAGUGCAGUCUUUCCGCAGUUCGUGUGGUAGUCAUGCAUCGACUAGUGCCUUUCUUUCCCUUCUCUUACAUUUUUCUUUCGUUUGCUCUUGCAAACAACGGUGAGUGUUAUCAUUUCUUUUGACUUAUUAAAUGUCUACAUCGUUUUUCGUUAUAAUAAAUAUUGCUAUUUUAAAUAAAAAAUAUAAGCAUUUAUAUUUUCUUAAUCUGUUAAAUUGAAGAAGAUUUUCGUUCGGUGAAUGUGAUAUAAGUGGAUAAAAUUUAUUUUGAUUAAAAAAAAAAUGGUUAUACUUUGGUAAUAAAUCGUAAUGCGAAGAAUUAGGACAUAACAUUUUUUCUUUUAUGUGUGAAGUGAAAUCUUUGAGACGAGAUAACUCAUUCUUUCCGCUUAACAGAUUAAUGAAGUUUCGUUAUCUUAAAAAUCAUACUAUUUUUGUUACGUUCUGUUUGUUUUUCAUUAUCUCUUUGAUUCGUUUCCUUGUUGUCUUACUUACAGUGCAAAGGCCGCUGUUAUCACACGACCAAUGUCUAGAAUUAAAUAUUGCGAAUUUAGAAGAAUACAUUUCUACAUUGAAUUUAGCGAACGUACCUACAAUCGAUUCGAUGAUCAUUGGUUUCGAAUGCCCAGUUACGGCUUUACCCUUUGGUAUUUUGAGAUCUGACUGGGCAAGAUUGUUGUUAUUACGUAAUGCACAAGAGAAAGGUUCGAUUUUCGCUGAGAAAUUGGAAUGUCUGUUUAAACUUUUAAUUAUAGCUUAUCAAAGAUUGGAACAAAGUUUGAUACCAAAGAAAUCCUUCGAUAGAACAAGCAAUAGCAUUGGGAAUAAUACUAUGAAAACGAAAUUUACGAGUACGAAUUUUAGUUCCGAGAUAGUACCUUCUGGGAAUACGAAUAUCAACGUUAUUGAUGAUCAUCGUGAAAAUAUAAAUGGGAAUAAGACGAAUGAAAACGGAGAGAAGAAAGAUAAUGCUGAAUGCCUUAGUGUGGAGUUUAAUAAAAAAACACAAGGAAAUAAUGUGAAGAACGAUACUAUGGAAAAUCAUGAUAGUGAAAACGUUGCAUCAUAUACGAAUUUACAAAGAUUUACGAAAGCCGAUUGUUUCGAAAAUACGGUUAAAUAUUCCUUUUCUCAACAAGUAAAUAAAUUAUUAACAAAUGCAGAUGUUAUGAUGGAAAUAGCAAACGAAGCAACGUAUAGUAGUCAAAACAAAGAGAUAACGAAAGUUAGCAUUUAUAAUGAGUUGGAUAAUAAGAAGGGUGUAACGUUACCAUUAACAAUCUCUACAAUGAUAAGUUCAGAAAAUGGAAAUGUGGAAGUUCCCAUGUCAACAGAGAAAAUUGCGAGUUUGGCUAGUUCAACGAGUACAGUAAAAUCCAACUAUGCGAGAAUGUCCAUCGAGGAAUUUAAUUCGAUCAGUUCGUUGUCGACCAUUCGACCAGAAAUUUUCGAAGAAAUGACAUUGCAAAAAACACAAACGAAAACUAAGAACGAUGGUCUAAAUGUUUAUAACUUAACGAAUAUUUACGAGACAUAUAAGGGCGACGGAAGUUCCGAUUCUUCGACAGCUACCAAUUUUUAUUCCGAAAUAAUCUCGCCUACGGAUUUCGAGAAAUUUAACACGAUGAAUACUGUUACGAAAUCUGCCGAUAUCAAAGAUUCUUAUGCUAAAAAUAGCGUAAACGAUGCAACGAAUCGUCAAGAUUUCCAGGAGAUUAUUUCGAACGAGUUGUCCAUUUCGAAGAAUGAUAAUCCGACAUAUGAUAAUCCAUCGAAUGUGGGAACAAAUUCAAUGGAUUACUUUGAUCCUUUAUGGAACAGUAUUUACGAUGUUUUCACUCGCAAGCCAGACGAGUUUUACUCUUCUAUCGACAGAUUUCAUCAUAAGGUCGGAGAUAAACUGAAAAGGCUUCCGGUUCACAGAAAACAACCUCCAGGACAUGUUACGAAGGAUCAUAAAGCGAACAUAGAGGUUUCUUCGCUUCUCUCGAAGACUAUUACUUUCAUGACAGACUCGAUAACGGAAACAAAUAAAUUUAAAGAUCUCUUGGAUUCUCAAAAAUGUGACCAUACGAAUACCAAUGUCGAGAAUAAUUUUAGAUUUUUUUACCAUUAUGGAGAAAGACCGGAGCAAAAAACUAGGAGAAACGACAGGGAAAUAUUGGAUUUUAUUCGUAUUAAAUGUAAAAAUGAUUGUACGUAAGAUGAUAUAGAAAAAUAUUAUUCUUUUUCCGUGUAAAAUGUUAUAUAAUAUGCGUACACACACACACACACACACAGCUAUAUUAUAAUAAUGACUGAUUACAUCUAUUUGUAAUUCGAAAA
Vespula vulgaris is the source of this 2466-nucleotide messenger RNA. RefSeq lists its product as uncharacterized. The record is from RefSeq and is a predicted model, not a curated record. The transcript is spliced from 3 exons. NCBI's taxonomy places the organism in Eukaryota, Metazoa, Arthropoda, Insecta, Hymenoptera, Vespidae. The coding region runs from base 485 to 2344 and encodes 619 amino acids.